AUGACCGACACAGCGCUCGCAACCACUGAAACCGGGGCUUCCCCCAGAGAAAACGGCGGUGCCUCUGGCCCAAAGGCAACCAUAAAAAAUGUUGACAUGGAAGAGAAGAUGCAGCGGGAAAGCGUGGAAAUCGCCACUGCAGCUCUCGACAAGUACAGCAUCGAGAAAGACAUCGCCGCACAGAUCAAGAAGGAAUUCGAUAGCAAGUAUGGUCCUACCUGGCACGUAGUCGUGGGCAAGAACUUUGGAAGCUACGUGACGCAUGAAACGAAGCACUUCAUCUAUUUCUACAUCGGUGCCCUCGCCAUCCUCAUCUGGAAAUCAUGAGACCCUCCCUUGGUUUCCGUAGACCUUGUACGUCUGCUUCCGGUUUCUUCCGCAUUCGCUAUGUGAACGAGGCACUUUCAGUAGACUGUUCAAGUAGUAUCUUGAACUCUAUUGUAAACCGUUUUCGACCAACAUUACCCACUCCUCUUCAACUUCUUGUGAUUUACUAUGCUUCUC
Pisolithus orientalis is the source of this 504-nucleotide messenger RNA. RefSeq names its product dynein light chain type 1-domain-containing protein. The coding region runs from base 1 to 327 and encodes 108 amino acids. Gene Ontology annotation, biological process: microtubule-based process; cilium assembly. The record is from RefSeq and is a predicted model, not a curated record. NCBI's taxonomy places the organism in Eukaryota, Fungi, Basidiomycota, Agaricomycetes, Boletales, Pisolithaceae. The transcript has 2 exons. Gene Ontology annotation, cellular component: cytoplasmic dynein complex. Gene Ontology annotation, molecular function: dynein intermediate chain binding; dynein light intermediate chain binding.